AUGUCUGCGUCAUUCGCGCUUCGGGACCCACCCAUGGACUUUUCCGUCCAACGGGCACGGCGAAGGCACCGAACGCAUCACUCCACACUCCUCUUCACAAGCAUGACCAACGGUCUGCUACGGCGCUUUUCGAGUUCCGCCCGCUCGCGACUUCCACCUUCAGCGGCAAGGCCACUCACAGUGCCUCGUAUACUCGGAUUCAAGCAGUAUCAGAGAACUAUCGCAGACGUUCGCCCACGACAGGCGGCAGUAUUGCGGCAAUGGUUUACAAGUUCAUCACCUUGCUUCUCCACAGAGCCCGAUGAGAGGGACAAGCAACGACAGAAUGAGCGCAAUCUCAAGUUGGGAAAUACAAUUCGCAUCCUCCACGAUCGCCUACCCACACUCCUCAUCUCGCCUCUCCCACAAGACGUUCUCUCUCCACACGUCAGCCUCCACCUCUUUCCCUCGACGCAUCCACAUCUCCCCAAGGUCACCGGGAAGCUCGCAUACGCAGCAGCUCUUUGGACAGCGCCAGUUGCAUGGGGUCGCGUGCCAGUGCUCGGCAACGUGAAGCUCAAAAUACUGUCUGAGCGCAUGGUCAAGAAUGGCGGAACCUGCGACGAAAGCCGCAUGCGCAACGAACGAUUGAUAGUCCGAUGGCAAACCUGCGGUAAAGCCAAGGACGAAGAGAAUGGACCGGUUAGCGAUGUGGUGAAGAAGAUUAAGAGCAUCAUACCAGGAGCGAGUCGGCCUGACGAAGAAUUCACUGGUCUGUUCAAGUUUGAGUUUGAUGAAGAGGGCCGUAUUCUUAAUCACAUUAUAGAGCAUACAGAGGAAGGGCAGCAUUGGGAGAAGACUGCGAAGAUGAUCUCGGUCACCGACUGGCUUCUCGGACGGGCUUGGGGAAGGCAAAACGAGGGCGGUCCAAGUUUGGCGUUUGCAAGAUGUCCGAGGGGAAAAAAUCUUCGCAGUCGUGACAGGGGCUCGUAG
Molecule: messenger RNA, 972 nt
Organism: Plenodomus lingam JN3
Lineage: Eukaryota; Fungi; Ascomycota; Dothideomycetes; Pleosporales; Leptosphaeriaceae
Source: RefSeq, a predicted model, not a curated record